This is a messenger RNA of Ogataea haglerorum, 456 nucleotides long. RefSeq lists its product as uncharacterized. The transcript has a single exon. Lineage: Eukaryota; Fungi; Ascomycota; Pichiomycetes; Pichiales; Pichiaceae. Bases 1 to 456 code for a protein of 151 amino acids. Gene Ontology annotation, biological process: Mo-molybdopterin cofactor biosynthetic process. The record is from RefSeq and is a predicted model, not a curated record.
AUGGUUGCAAUCCAUGAAAAAGAAGUUACUCAUCGAAGUGCCGUUGCGGAGGGAGUUAUCAAGUUCAGCAACUCGGAAUCGAUGAAACUGCUGCUGCUAGAAAGCAACAAGAAGGGAGAUGUGAUUUCGAUUGCGAGAAUUGCUGGCAUAAUGGCUGUGAAGAAAACAGCUGAAUUGAUUCCUCUCUGUCAUCCAAUUAGCAUCACUGGAAUCAAGGUUGACAUGGUUCACAACGAGAAAGAGAACUCCGUCAAAGUAACCUGUGAGGUACAUUGUGAUGGAAAAACUGGGGUCGAAAUGGAAGCACUGACAGGUGCAACAGUUACGUUGCUUACCGUUUAUGAUAUGUGCAAAGCUGUCGACAAAAUGAUGACGAUUAGCGAUUGUCGAGUUGUUAAGAAGUCAGGGGGCAAAAGCGGCGACAUAGACGUUUCUCAACCGCCUUCAACUAAGUAG